Messenger RNA from Pungitius pungitius (ninespine stickleback), 5034 nucleotides. RefSeq names its product histone-lysine N-methyltransferase SETD1B-A-like. Gene Ontology annotation, cellular component: Set1C/COMPASS complex. Bases 97 to 5034 code for a protein of 1645 amino acids. Lineage: Eukaryota; Metazoa; Chordata; Actinopteri; Perciformes; Gasterosteidae. The record is from RefSeq and is a predicted model, not a curated record. Gene Ontology annotation, molecular function: protein binding; histone H3K4 methyltransferase activity; RNA binding. The transcript has 18 exons.
AAAAGGUGAGCUAGCUGGCUCUAUUUACCACCGUGCCACCCGUGACAGCACACGGGACGUGCUUUUGUGAUUUAUUCCCAGGCUUUGACGAAUGUAAUGGAAAGCGAACAACAAACUACUGAGAGAGACACGCCGCCUCAGCACUGGAGAAGUUGCAAGUUGAUUAUUGACCCCGCGUUGACGAAAGGCCUGUACAAAGUGUACCGUUAUGAUGGACAGCACUUCAACAUACCCGUGGAGGACUUAGGUCUGUUUCCUGUGGAGACGCUCAGAGAUCCGCGCGUCAGCCGCCUGUGGAGCAAAUGCAGCGAGACGCAGCUUUCCAUUGCUAAAUUCAAGUUGGAUGAAUGGUAUGUUGGUCCUGUUCCUCCCAAAGAAGUGACGUUUUCCAGGUUGAAUGACAAUGUGAGGGAGACCUUCUUGACUAAUAUGUGCAAUAAACAUGGGAACGUUGAAGACGUGGAGAUUUUUUACAAUCCCAAGAACAAGAAGCAUUUAGGGAUCGCAAAGGUCGUCUUCGACUCCGUGCGAGCUGCAAAGGACGCAGUGCAGCACCUGCAUCAGACGUCCGUGAUGGGAAAUGUUAUUCACGUGGAAAUUGAUCCUAAGGGAGAAAACCGAGCGCGGUAUCUCCAGCUCCUCUUGCGUGGCCUUUAUACUCCUUGGACGCUGCCGGUGGUCGGCAAUGAGCGAGGCAUUCACAGCUUAAUCGACACUUUGCUGGGCAGCGCAGCCACACAGCGACGUGGGAGCAUCUCGAGCCCCUACAGCGUCGCCACACCCCUCUCUCUGGACACGGCCUAUUCCAGUAUUUGGCAGGAUACACCUUGCAGCUCGGGGCUUACGCCGCGUUCUCAGGGAACCCCCCGAACUCCUUGCUUGUCUGUAACCCCGCUCUCUCAGGACUCUUGCUACUCCAGUCUUCAGGCAACUCCCGUUCUCCAGGGGGAGUCGGUCCACAAGCCUUCAAGACGUGAGCUCUGCCAUCGUAAAUCUGCCAGGUUUCCCAGGGGAUCCGGUGAAGUCUCAGAUUUCAACUUUAUUUUGAAACAUUGUCAGCCACAAGCCCCGCCCCCUUUCUCUGCCCAAACACAAACUAAGCAACUUGCUCUGUGGGAUCACAAUGCACAGUCCUCUUCUCACAAUAACGGAGAAGCUUCCUUUAACCCCGCCUCCCCCUGUCCGGAGUCCAGCGACGUGGUCGGCACCACACCUCAGGCCUCGCAUCAAACCGGCAGUCCUCUUCGCGUCGUGAGCAUUCAUUUUACGAUUGACCGGCAGACGGCAGCAUCCUCCCCACCCGGUGGCCAUGCAUGCAUAACCCACUUAUCUCCAUCUGCCGGUAACUGUUCCUCCAGUAGCCCCCAGCCGGAGGUGGAGAGUUUGGACUCCCGAAUUGAGAGUUUGCUGAUCAACAGCCGGAUGUCUGAGCCUUCAUACUUUGAUAGAAAGACUUAUGACACCGAUGUGCACUCUCAGGACAGCCCGACCUCACCUUGCUCCGCCAACACCCCCCCUCCCUCGGAGGACUCACAGGUUGGCACUCUGAACUCCAACGAUCCGCUGGGCGUCAGUUCAACAUCGCUCAUUGAAAAUGAAGAGGACGAAACCACUCGAGCGGUUUUGUUUUUAACAAGAAACUCAGAGUCUCCGUCUGAUCUCACGCAUUUUGAAAGGAGCGCUGAUGCAAACCACGAAAAAGAGGAAGAAAGGUUACGGUCAUUCUCAUGUCCACAGGACCACCAUGCGGCAAACGAGACUUUGACGACUACAAAACAGAUUUCCUCUCUUCCUCCGCCGCUGUUGUUUUCUCUCAACAGCGCCACUCAAGUCGAUACCUCCAGACCUCCACCUUCCAUUAAAUCCGGGUGCUUCCGUCCCCCUCCAACCCUUUUCCCUUUCCCCAUUCCUCCCUUCCCCCGAACUAUUCCACCCGUCCCACCUCGGCUGCCGAAUGGCACCAUCCCCAUCCCACCUCCUGGUUGGAUCCCACCCCCGGGUCAUCAUAUUGGGAUCCCCAUUCCUCCUCCACCUUUUCCGGCUCCUUCUUCUAUUCCUGCCCCACCAACCUACCUCGGGCCCCCUCCAGCUUUGAGGCCGCUGACUUCUGUUCCACCCCCUGUGCACAGUGCACGCUUACCAUUCCCUGUACCCCCCUGGCCGGCUCCACAUUUCCCCAGGUUUAACCCCUUUGUGCCACCACCAGAUUUCCCACUUGUGCGCGAAAACCCUCAUAAAGUCACCAUAGAUAAAGUUUUAGAAGACAUCAUGGAUGAACUGAGGUCAAUCGUUAAGAAGGACAUGACCCGUAGAAUGAUUGAAGGCAUCGCUUUCAAGGCAUUUGAGGACUGGUGGGACUGCCAAGAAAAAAGAACCAAGAUAAAAGUGCCUCCUUUGAAAAGUGGAGCAGCAAGUGUUGAAGAGAGGAUCAAACGAAUAAAUCCCCCCAGUCUCGUCACUGGCCGGGGCAAAAAACCUCCACUGCCCUCCUUCAAGGUAAAAAGGAAAAGAGCCGAUGAUUCUGCGAUCACAGAAGAGACAGAAAAUAGUUUGUGUUCUUCCCACGAAAGCUCAGAAGUCAAACGGGGGGAUGACAAAGUGAAAGCUGCAUCUGAGAGAGCCAAACGCAGACACGCAAGACCACAUGAGCUCGAGAGCGAUAAUGAUGAUGAAAGGAAAGACCAAGAUAAGGAUCCUCGAGACGAAGAAACGACAGCAGACACGGGGAAGGCUGUUGUGCCAGUUGAUGAUGAUCCUCAAAAUAUGGAUGACGAUGGCGAUGAUGACGGAAAUAACCCUCAGGAAGAAAUGGAGUUGGCACAAAACCACACAGAAGAUAAAGAUGCUGUCAUCUCCCAAACUGGUGAUGGAGUGCAGUGCUUAGGUAGCGAUGCUUUUUCCGAGAGCAGCUCCUCGGAGGACAGCGAGCACUCAUCCGAAUUCGACUCCUCUGACUCGUUCUCAGAGAGCUUCGAGGACUCUUCCGACUCCGACCUCAGUCCGGAAGAUGAAGAGACGGAGGAGGAGGAGGCCGACCCCUCUGCUGUGUGUAUUGUCAUAUCGUCAGACGAGGAGCCGAUGGAACUUGAGCCCCCAGUCACCCCCUCAGCCCCGUUUACCCCUGGCGCUCAGCUGGAGCUGGGCCGUCAGGACUGGUCGGAUCCAGAUCAUAAUGAGGAGACUGAGGAGAACCUCGACAGAUCCUAUCAACGGGACCCCUUUGACUUGGAUGUUCUGAUGGAUCUCCAAACCAGCGGACCUCAGGACCGUCUGCGGACCCCGUCGCCUACUGGAUGUCCAGUGAUGCUACACCUCGAUGUGGAGAUGGAAAGCCCGGGCUGGACGGAAGAGUUGUUUGGGAACAUAGAAAACUUGAGGCCUCUUACUCCUACCGGCUGCGUACUGGACAGUGACCCUGACCUUCUGAUGAGAAGCAAACCCACAUCCCCAGCCGAGGAGGAGGUGGAACGACCACAAACACCGGGCAAAGGGAUAGUGACUGAACUGGGAAGCGAGGACUCUGGCGAUGAAGCCUUCUCCCUCUCUCCAACAGGCACCGAGCUCAAUCUGGCUCUCUCUGACGUCCGGCCCUCGUAUCCAUCGUACCGGGAUACGCCCAAAACUCCAGGCAGAGAAGAUGGACGUGGCCGCUCACGGCAGACCUCUGGCAGAGCUCCAGCAACACCGGGCAGAGGGACGGCCACGGCUAUGCUCCCGACCCGCCGCAGUCCGCCUCCCGAGCCAUACAUGUCUAGCAAUCCGUAUGUCACGGCCCCAAAGACUCCUGGAAAAGACAUCGUCCUGCCCCGCAGGGCCCUGGUCCGCGGGAGGAGAACGCAAAGGGUGACGACCUUGGCGCCCCCGUCGUAUGGCCCUCCCGGAUUCUCUCCCGUCACAGUGGCCUCUCCAUGCAGCCUCCCCGAGUCUUCGUCGGACUCCGCUGAUGAAAAGGAUGCGCGGACCCACCCGGGUGUGAAAAAGAAGCCCCUGCAGGGACUGGAGAACGUGCCCCGGCGCCUGGAUGAGGAGAACAGUCGAGAGAGAGAGAGACGGUCAUCAAGGAGAAAGCGAUGGAGGAGGCUUAAGAGGAGGUGGAAAAUCCGUCAUCGGCAGAGAUCACUCAGCAGAAUCGACGGCAGGCGUCUUCACAGGUGGCGUUCACCGUGUGAGGAGAGGAGGAUACUUCACAGUGUUUGGAGGGAGGGCCUGGAUGAGGAAGAUGAAAGGCUGCUGCGGUCUACAUAUGAAAGGCUGCAAGCGCGGGAUAAUGGCUUCGGGUGGAUCAGUGACACCCUGUGGAUAACUCACCCUCUGACAAAAGUCUUCACAGAAAUGAGCGAGGAGCAUGAAUCCUGGAAGCCAAAACACACGACCGGCUCUGCUCGCAGCGACGGGUUCUACAAAAUUAGCAGGAAAGAUAAAAUGAAAUACCUCCACGCAAAGCUGGCCUCUGAGCCUCCAGCUCCAAGUACUCAGGGGAUGUGCGUCCCAGCUCGGCAACCGAUCUCACUGCGUGCAGGGUCUGACUUCAGGUCGGAACAGCGUCGCCUGCUGUCCACUUUCAGCUGUGAUAGUGACCUGGUCAAGUUUAACCAACUGAAGUUCCGAAAGAAGAGGAUUCGUUUCAGCCGGAGUCAUAUUCACGAGUGGGGCCUGUUUGCAAUGGAGCCAAUAGCAGCAGAUGAGAUGGUGAUUGAGUAUGUGGGCCAAAUCAUCAGACAGGGCAUCGCUGACAUGAGGGAGCAGAGGUACGAGGAGGAGGGCAUUGGAAGCAGCUAUUUGUUCCGGGUGGAUCAGGACACCAUCAUAGACGCUACUAAAUAUGGGAACCUAGCCAGGUUUAUCAACCACAGCUGCAACCCCAACUGUUAUGCAAAGAUCAUCACUGUGGAUUCUGAGAAGAAGAUAGUGAUAUACUCCCGACAGCCGAUACGCAUCAAUGAAGAAAUCACAUAUGAUUACAAGUUUCCCAUUGAGGAAACAAAGAUUCCCUGUUUGUGUGAAGCGGAUAGCUGUCGUGGAUCCUUGAACUGA